AUGAGCGGCCGACCUUAUGCGCGCAAUCCGCGCGUGCCGUACGCGGGCCCUAGAGAUCUGGAGGCGAUACUACCGCACACAUUUCGUCUUGAAUCACCCAUUCGUCUGCGCGACGCAAAACAUGAAGCCAUCCGCUGUGCGAUUCGCCGCCGGUGCAUGCAAAAGAACUGGCGCAAGAUGAUCAGUAUCAGACAUCGAAGACUGGCGGAUGAGGCUGCUGCAGAGAAGGAUGCAGAGGAGAGCAAGAGUGAGGAAAAAGAACAGGGGGAGACUAAAACUCCAGAAAAACAGGAAGACGCCGUGACAGCGGCCAAGAGACAGCUGCAAGAGCUGGAGAUGAAGCUGCAGGGGCUCACGGAGCAAAAACACGCCAAGUUUCAGCUGCUCAAGGAUAUUUUAGUGGAGGAAGCGAGGUCCAAGACGUCAGGAGGAGGAAAUGCGACAACCACGAAGAAGCGACGCGUAGAGUUUAAGGACCCCAGCAUGACGCCCAGUCCGGCCAAGGUGCAGUCGCCAGUUCCGUCAACGGAGACUGCUUGA
Molecule: messenger RNA, 540 nt
Organism: Phytophthora infestans T30-4
Lineage: Eukaryota; Oomycota; Peronosporomycetes; Peronosporales; Peronosporaceae
Exons: 3
Coding region: 1-540 (179 amino acids)
Source: RefSeq, a predicted model, not a curated record